This is a messenger RNA of Acaulospora colombiana, 804 nucleotides long. The record is from the annotation of a GenBank genome assembly. NCBI's taxonomy places the organism in Eukaryota, Fungi, Glomeromycota, Glomeromycetes, Diversisporales, Acaulosporaceae.
AUGGGUUCGACAAUUUUCAAAAAUCCACCACCUACAACAAAAGUUACCAUUCUCUCGUUUCCAGCGCCUCACAUAGUCCUCAUAACUAUCAACCGUCCUGAUGUCCUUAAUGCGCUUGAUAUUCCCGCACAUUUUGAACUUGACGAGGUUUUCAACUGGUAUCAUUCGGAACCGGAGUUAUGGGCUGCCAUCAUCACGGGGGCUGGUGAAAAGGCUUUUUGCGCGGGCCUAGAUUUAAAGAGCGUCGUUGGGAAAAACAUACCUCAAUACACCGAUUUUCCGCAAAGUGGUUUUGGCGGCCUGAGCCGCCGGACAAAGGGCUUAAAACCCGUUAUUGCCGCUGUUCGUGGCUUUGCAAUCGGUGGUGGAAUGGAGAUGGUUUUGGCGUGUGAUAUUGUUGUCGCGUCUGAGAAUUCAGUUUUUGGGCUACCGGAGGUGAAACGCGGCUUGGCGGCACUGACUGGAUACCAGAGGGCUUGCGAGCUUGCCAUGACUGGACGGCAUAUCUCCGCGAAAGAAUGCAAAGAAUUGGGUGUUGUGAAUGAAGUUGUCCAGGAUUCGAAACUGGUUAUUCCAACUGCCCUGAAAUAUGCCACACGAAUUGUUUCAAACUCACCAGACGCAGUACAGAUUUCUAAGCUAGCAAUCUUACUAUCACUCGAAUCUGCAUCAUUGACAGAAGCCAAUCGAAAGAAUUCUACUUCCAAGGAAACGAAAGCGUGGAUGAAUGGGGAAAAUGUUAAAGAGGGACUGCGCGCUUUCGUUGAAAAGAGGUCACCAAAAUGGAAAAACUCAAAGCUAUGA